UCGCUCAGUGAGACUAUAAUACUGGUGGUGUACGGUUCACUCGCGAUACAUUCAUCAUUGGUUUUUUUUUUUAAGCAAAAAAAAAUCUAAAAUGUCGGAUUGUCUCUAAAAUUUGUUUCAGUUUCUUUGUACUUCAUUGGCAUCUGUGAAGUGUUAAGUUGUGAUGAAACAAUAGACCAAUCGGUGAAUGAUGCUCGAAGUCAUAGUCUGAUCCAGGUGAUAUGCAAUUUGAUUGAUAAUUUCAGCAUAAAGAAAUUUACAACUAAGUAAACAAAGUGUGUGCGUGCAGCAAAAGAGGUGAAAUUAUUACUUAUCUUUUACGAGAUUUUGUUUUGUGUUGAUUUUGCCAUAACUGCAAAGUGGUCAAAAGUGUUGUUCUACUUUGAAGUUUGUUAAUUUUUCGAAGAUAGAAAAUAUUAUGAUUUUUCCUUUCAUGUUUUCUUAUGUGUAAUCAAUGUGCGAUGUGCGUUUCCAUUUGCUAGGAUAAACAUUGCAGACACAUAUUACACGAAGGAUUACACUACAUAAAGGAAAUCAACCAUCGCACAACAACUGCAACAUUUCAGACAUCACCCCGCAAUAAGCCUUCCAUAACGCACAAUGGAAGUGCUUCAAAAUGCUAGAUUAGCAACUGUUCUUCUGCUAACUGUAGCUGCCGUACUCAUCCACACACCGUCCACAUCGGCUGAAGCAAUUCUAGACCUCAAAGAAACCAACUACAUACAGUGGAAUAACAAUGUCACCUACAUCAGUUCAACGUCAUACCAUGCCAAAGGAAUGGCACCAGUUUAUGUCAUUAGCAAUCAAAUUAUCAGCCUAUUUAUGGGACGAGAUGUGAUACCAGAUGGUUACAUCUCAAUUACCAGUUCCCCUACCAAAGUUGAUCUCGGACCAAAAGCGAAAGAAAAUGAUUGGAGCGAUCUUUUGCGUCAAUAUUGGCUUCUGUUGGUGGUUCUGUGCAUAUGUGCCCUUAUCAUCGUAUUAAUGCCAAUCAUUGGAUUCUGCUUUUGUUGUUGUCGGUGUGCCGGUGCUUGCGGCGGACGAUCUCAACCGUUCGAUAAAAAACACGACACAUGUCGUCGUGUGUUCUUAGGAUUGUUGUUAAUACUUGCUGGAACUGGUUUGAUAUUCGGUGUGGUCGUAGCAUUUGUAACCAAUUCCUACUUACAACAAGGUGUUGAAAAUGCAACCACAACGGCAAGACAUGGUGUUGAUGAUACGCAGAAAUUCAUGCGAACAACAUCGCAAGAAGUGAACCAUUUGUUGGUGACAAAUUAUGAACAGCUUUCCAGUCAUUUGAAAGAAAUGCUCAGUGAAACGACCGAUGUGGUCAUUGAUGAAUUGGAAAUCAGAUCAAAGGCUCACAGUCUGACGCAGGUGGCCAAUUUCGCAAAUAGUAUUCCCCAAAUUAAAAAAGACCUGAACCGGAUGAGAGACAUUACCAACAAUUUACGACUGAAUGCGUCGCAGCUUAGUGAUGGUCUUCGUGGAGUUAAGCGUGAAUUGCUUCAGUCUUUGACGAAAUGUGGUGCAACGUAUAAGCCAUGCAGGGAUGUGCUGGAUCAAUUCCAAAUUGGUAAACUGGACAUCAACGGCAUUGAUUAUAAUCAGAUACCAGACUUAACCUCCAUGAUUGACAAUGUCAACGAGGUACUCACAGAGGACACAGUGGCUUCGAUCAUAAAAGGCAAACAAGCAUUCGAUAACAUCCGAUCGGAAUUGAAUACGACGAUUUCAAACAACAUACCAACAGUCACGGAUGCAUUAAGUGAUGCUGGUGCUGGGGUCCGUCAGGCAUCGUCUGAAGUGAAUGUAGUUCUUGAACGAAUAUCCGAUGCGGUUGGUAACAAUUUGUACAUACAUUUUGACAAAGCCGAUGAAUACAUUCAAGAAUACUACAAAUACGUGUAUUAUGCCGGCAUUGCAUUGAGUUCCGUUUUGCUGCUAGUGUUACUGUGCGUAGUUCUGGGAUUAUUAUGUGGAAUAUGUGGCAAACGUCCCGAUGGAUACGGUGACGAUUGUUGUAAUAAAGGCGCUGGUUCCAGAUUUUUAAUGAUUGGUGUCGCCGUGAUAUUUUUGACGAUAUCGAUCUUAACAGCUGUUGCUUUAAUCUAUUUUUUGGCCGGUAUGUUAGUCCGACGUGGCUGUGUAUCGUUGCAAAAUCCAACUGAAGAUCAAGUAUUCAAGUACAUCGACCAGUUGGUUGAUUUGAAUGAGGUUCUUUAUCCGGAGGUGAGGCGUUCCAGCGCAAAGAAACGCAAUUCGGAUCCAUUCCGGAUUUCACAAAUUAUUGAAUCGUGCCAUGCUAAUCAAUCGAUGUUUGAGGUGUUGCGAAUCGGCAACUACUUGGACAUUAGAAAGAUUUCGAAUUUAUUGAAAGAGUAUGCCAUCGAUGAGAAGUUAGAAGAAUUGACUGCUAAAAUUCAAAUCGACACCACGAACGAUAUCUUACCAGAUGCAACAAAAGCUGGAAUCGUGAAGUUACGAGAUUCCGAACUGGGAAAUUUUGAUUCGGACAAGUUUAUCGAUAAUCUGAGUAAAGAUAUCAUCCAAUACAAUCUGUCCGAAAUUGCGCAAAAAUUACGUGAAACCGCUGAAAAGAUUCCAGAAGGGUUAGCCGAUGUACGAACGAGCCUCAGAAAUCAGGCCCUACAUUUGGUUACAUAUCAGGAAAAUUUGGUGGAUCCCAUGACCGAACAAACGGCUGAAAUUCUCGAUUUGACCACGAAAUUGGACGAAAGUUUCAAAUUUAACCGAAGUUCGUUUGUGGAUGGCAUCAAUAGUAUUCUGACGGAAAUAGAAGAUGCCAAAACAUUUAUUGAUGGUGAAGGUACCGAAUAUGUGCAAAAAGUCGCUGCUGAACUGUUACAAGGUUUCAUUCGAGAAAUCAAUACGUACAUCGGAAUUGUUUUGAAAGGAAUGGAAGAGGAUCUGGGUCGAUGUGGUCCGCUGUCCAAUGUGUACAAAUCGGUUCUAGUUGCCGGAUGUAAUCGAGUCGUUGAUCCAUUCAAUGGAUUUUGGCUCGGCAUCGCAUGGUGCACACUCCUUUUCUUGCCAACUAUAAUCAUUGCCGUGAAAUUGUCGACAUUAUACCAAAAAUCAGAUCCGUAUCCUGGUCCGCUGGUUGAAUCAGAAUACUUGUAUGAUGCGUACAGUGAACGUGAUAACAUACCACUCGCCAAUGGCAUGAAAAAUAAGCGACGAAAAAAAGAUCAAAGACGACGAAGUUCUCGUGAUAGACGUGGUGAUUAUUAUGAAGAUUCGGGCUCUCCACAUGGUCCCAGAGAAGGGCCUCGCGAAGCCCGAUACAAUGAUAUGGCACCAAACGACAAUUCUAAUGCACGAUCCACAUUUGACUAUUCACAAUUUGAUAAUGAUCCAAGUCCAAGUAAUUCUGGCAUUAUCUAUCCGACAUUGCCGCGUAUCCCAUCAGCAACUACUCUACGAAAUGGCACUGUCAACCAUCAGCCGCAAACGAAAAAAAUCGAUUUAAGCACAGACAGUCCUCCUAACAUACCACGAGUUCCAUCCCUAUCACAAUUACGUCAAACGGAUGACAAGUCGAGACAUUGGGACGGCGGUCCACCUAGAUACCAAAAUGCUCCGAUGGCGCCGCCAGCAUCCGAAUACGAACGACCGCCACCAUAUUACUUCCCCGGCGCUCCAUCUGAACCAGAGUAAAAUGGAAAAUGCAAUUUUUAGUUUUUCAUUCAUAUAUUUCCUUCGUAAAUUUAGAACUAUAAAAUUAUUCCAUUCAAUCCGAACGAUUGAACAGUGGCAUUUAUUAAGAUUAAUUUAAUCGAAGAAAGAUGAACGGAUUCAAGUGAAACAUUUUCAGUUUUAAUUAGAAAUAAAAUAUUUGAGGAAAUGAAACCAAUUUUUGAUCGCCCAUUAUUCGUCCAUCAGUGACAAUUGAAAAGAUUUUUUUUUUUGUGUUAAACGUUUUAUUAUAUUCACACAAAAAAACAAAAAUAUUUUUGAAAAUAAGGCUGAAUUUAGUAAAAAAAAAGGUUGAAAAAAAAACUAAAAAAAAUAUUUUUUACAAUUACAACUAAUUUGAAGGGAAAACAAUAAAUUUGUUCCAGAAAAAAAAAACAUUUCUUCAUGUGCAUUCUUGUGAGUUAAAAGAACGUAUUUAAAUGAAAGGACUCUGACGGAAAAGCGGUAAUUAGCGUAAUUUUUGUAAGGCAAUAAUGUGUAAAUCGUAAAAUGAAACGCUACGAAAAAUUAAAAUUUUAUUCAAUCUAAAUGUGAUUCUUAUUUACCACGGCAAAAUUUACGCAAAACACGAUGUGUGAGAUAGUGGUAACGAAUUAUAGUUAAGUAUCGUAGCAAAAAAAUAAUUCUGCCCAAGUGCAGCUUAAGUUGAGCUGGAACAACUGUGCUUAUCAACUUCCACUAAGACUCGAAACAGUUGAAUUACAGAUGUUGGAAAAUAAAUUCAAUCGUCUCGUGAAAAAGGACAAUAUUUGAUGUAAGUUACUACAACUCAAAACGAAGUUGAGUUGUUGAUAUAUGCCAGCUUUAUCACCCCGAUGCUCUUUAGUAGAAGGAGUCCUUACGGUAGCAGAUUCUUGCGCAAAGCGGAAUGCCAUGGUGCCGACUCUACCAGCCAAUAUCUAUAGAUCCACUAUCACUCUCUUUCACAAGACGAUUGAGUUUAUUUUUAAGGAGCUCAAAAUUAACCGGUUUUCGGGAGUCAAUUUUAUCAUCAGUGGUUGAUUUACAGACUACCAUCACACACAAUUUUUUUUUAAAUUGAUUAAAUCGACAGUUCACAUGUCUCCCAAUUUUUUCAAUUUCCGAGCAGUCCUACUUUAGCUUGAUAAUUUAAACGUUUUUCUUCGAUCAGUACGGAAGUAUAGCAUUCACUAGUUCGUAAUGAGCGAAAUAUAUAUUAAAACUGUAACUGAAGUACCAUUGAAAUGCUGAGCUUUACUGAAGCCCAGACACAUAUAGCUUCACUUAUCAUCUCUAUUACCAAUCUCACCUUCUGUGUUUUGUACGAAUUUUGUCCACUUUUUUAAAUUUAAAUUGAAAAAUGUUUUCAAAUAAUAAAAAUACAAAUUUAAAUUCGUAAUCGAAACAAAAGAUAAAAAAUUUUAAAAAGAAAUUUAUUUUUGGUUAUUUAGUGCAAAUUCUGUUUCUUUAUUUUAUAUAUUCCAUAAGUGUGCCAACCAAUUCAGAGUGCAUUGUACUAGGGAGUCAUUUUAACGUGUUGUUCUGAACAAGACAUGGUUUCAACGUUAGGUUGACCCUUAUAGUCAGUUGAGCAUGAAAUUUUUGGCUAACUUAUAGGUAUUAAUUGAUUUUUCUUAUUAUUUUAUAACGAAAUUGUGUUACAAAAUGUAAAUGAGAUUAUGAUAGUUAAUCUCUCAGAAACGGCUAAUCAUGGGCUGUUAUCGGUACCAACGAUAAAAAAAAUAAGCGAUGACCUUCUGGUCUUGUUUAGCAAAAUAAAUAUUCCAGCGAAUGAUUUUAUAUCAAACUUUUAGCGAUACUUUAAUCGAAAGAAUCGCGAAACGAUUGCCGUUUCUCGAAAGAUUAAUCAAAGUAUGAGAUUCAUUUAAGGAUAAAACAAUAAAAUAAAUAAAAAUUAAAACAAAAUCCAACAAAGGUAUGUCUUCAAUUUAGUCUUUAUUUGGAUUGAACAAAAGAAAUAAAAUAAACGAGAAACAUAUAAAUGUGUAAUUUUCAAUGUAAAAUAAAAACAAACAAAAAUGUCUCUAAGAUAAGACAUAUUUUGAGUAUAAUAUACCA
Bradysia coprophila is the source of this 5760-nucleotide messenger RNA. Its product is annotated as prominin-like protein. The record is from RefSeq and is a predicted model, not a curated record. Gene Ontology annotation, cellular component: membrane. NCBI's taxonomy places the organism in Eukaryota, Metazoa, Arthropoda, Insecta, Diptera, Sciaridae.